This is a messenger RNA of Juglans regia (Persian walnut), 1570 nucleotides long. RefSeq names its product protein VTE6, chloroplastic-like. Gene Ontology annotation, cellular component: chloroplast inner membrane. The coding region runs from base 86 to 1066 and encodes 326 amino acids. The record is from RefSeq and is a predicted model, not a curated record. The transcript is spliced from 5 exons. Lineage: Eukaryota; Viridiplantae; Streptophyta; Magnoliopsida; Fagales; Juglandaceae.
CAAAAAAGUUGCCGACGAAUUAAGGCCCUCCAACUUUUCGCCCUCUUCCUUCGGCUUCAGCUCACAGAAAACGAAACCGUAAGAAAUGAUGGCUUUGUCAAUGUCAGCUCCUUUUCUUCGCCUCAGACCCGUUUCAGUCUCUCCAUUCCAAUCCCAGGUCCACCACUCCACUUCCUUCCCCGGCAGAAGGGCCCUAAUUCCCUUCCAAAACCCUAACCCCAACCCUAGUAGACCUCUGAAGAUGGUGGUAGCCCAUGCUGGCAGCUUACAUAGCGCAGUAUCGGAGGCUAUGAAGCUGAUCCAAUCGUCCCCUCCCACCUGGCCGUCCGCCCUCCUCACCAACCUCGUCAUCUUUGUUCUAGGUUCCCCGAUUCUGGUCUCCGGGCUCUCUCUCUCAGGCAUUGGGGCCGCUUUCCUUUUGGGCACUCUCACUUGGCGCGCAUUUGGUCCCCCUGGCUUCCUUCUCGUUGCCGCCUACUUCAUCAUUGGAACCGCAACAACAAAAGUGAAAAUGGCACAGAAGGAGGCUCAGGGGGUUGCUGAGAAGAGAAAAGGAAGAAGAGGACCGGCCAGUGUUAUCGGUUCCAGUGCUGCUGGUUGCGUCUGUGCUGUUCUUUCAAUAUUUGGAGUAGGGGGAGAGGCUUUUUCUCGGGUUUGGAAACUCGGAUUUGUUGCCAGCUUUUGUACAAAGUUGAGUGAUACUGUAUCGAGUGAGAUAGGGAAGGCAUAUGGCAAAACAACGUAUUUAGUUACCACACUUAAGGUAGUCCCAAGGGGAACAGAAGGGGCUGUGAGUGUCGAGGGAACUAUUGCUGGACUUUUAGCUUCAUUUCUUCUUGCCUUCGUUAGUUGUCUCAUGGCUGAGCUAGGUGCAGCUGAAGGAAUUAUAUGCGUAAUAGCUUCCCAGAUUGCUAAUGUUGGAGAAAGCAUAAUAGGUGCUGUACUUCAAGAGAAGGAAGGAUUUCGAUGGCUCAACAACGAUGUUGUCAAUAUUAUCAACAUAUCAAUGGGCAGCAUUAUAGCCGUUCUGAUGCAGCAGGUCGCAUUCCGAAACCGACUCGUGUGAAUUCCACUCAACACGCCUAUUCUGCAUUCAGGGGAUGCGGACCCUUAUUAUUACCCUUAUACUUUUUGUUGCUAUCCUCGAAAAGCCUCCCUUCCUAUUCCCUCCCAACCUCCUACCUUUGCAGAGCAGAACAAUUUCCUGCUAUCCCAUCAACCAAUAAGUUGGUAAUAGUCAGAGCUUUCGAUACCGAGCACACAACAAGAAGUAGCUCCGCCAAGGUGCACGAAAUCUGCUCAGGAAGAGUGCAAAUUUAACUAGCAAAGCAAUGCGAUCAGCUCAUAGGGAGAAUUAUUUAAUUUUCUCUCAUAGAACCCCAUUUUUUUCAGUUAUUUACUUGCAUAUCGUAUUCUUAUUGGUAAUGACAACAGUUUAAUUGCUAGCGACUCUGUUAUAGUGCUAUAUCACGUGUCUUACUACAUAGAUUGUAUAGAAGCUUGUACUUGGUGUAGUUAUUCAGGAAAGGCAAAAAUCUAUACGAUGAUUUGCUCAAUUUUCUCGUAUUAA